Messenger RNA from Dacryopinax primogenitus, 436 nucleotides. Its product is annotated as NADH dehydrogenase. The transcript has 4 exons. The record is from RefSeq and is a predicted model, not a curated record. NCBI's taxonomy places the organism in Eukaryota, Fungi, Basidiomycota, Dacrymycetes, Dacrymycetales, Dacrymycetaceae. The coding region runs from base 1 to 285 and encodes 94 amino acids.
AUGUCGCUCUUUGCAAAGGCAUUCUCUCCCGCCGUGCGAGAAUUGCGCAUCCUCUGCUGCCAAACCGGUACGGCUUCUGCAGGGAUUAGGCAAUUCAUACAGUCCACUUAUCCUGCGAUUAAGAAGGCCAAUCCAGAUGUUCCCAUACUUAUACGAGAAGCGGGAGGGACACAAGCACGCGUGUUUGCGCGAUUUGAACAAGGUCUCGAGAGGCAUGUCGAGGUCGAUAACCUCAGCGCAGCAGAUAUCGAACGGAAGGUCGCAGAAAUAGUGGUCUCAAGCUAAGCAAGGAAUUUCGGCGAUCCAAGGUGGUUACUGGGGGUCCAAGCUGUAAGUAUUCUUCUCCAGCUCGACCUCAAGCAUCUUUUGCACGCGUUCCAGUUGAUCCAUCUGCACAACUAAGUGGGUCUCGUCUAAAUCUUGUAUAAUGAAUUUU